Dicentrarchus labrax (European seabass) is the source of this 3405-nucleotide messenger RNA. It is a transcript of the gene slc30a9, whose product is annotated as solute carrier family 30 member 9. Gene Ontology annotation, molecular function: monoatomic cation transmembrane transporter activity. The transcript is spliced from 19 exons. Lineage: Eukaryota; Metazoa; Chordata; Actinopteri; Moronidae. The record is from RefSeq and is a predicted model, not a curated record. Gene Ontology annotation, cellular component: nucleus; membrane. The coding region runs from base 165 to 1910 and encodes 581 amino acids. Gene Ontology annotation, biological process: transmembrane transport; positive regulation of transcription by RNA polymerase II; zinc ion transport.
ACCGGUCACACUCUCGCGAGAAGACUUACCUCCGGGUCACGGGUCACGUGUGGCGGUUGCCGUUCUCGUCAGUUUACUCAUAGAUUCUCAAAAUGGAUCCAGAACGAACAUCACCAUAGAAAGCAACUUCCUGCACUUCAGUACCGAGCCCCGCUACAGCGAGGAUGUUCCCCAGCCUGGCCCACAGACCAUGGCAUGUCUUCUGCAGGGUGUCGUUGCAGCACAGGUCGCCCCUGUCACAGCGGUCCCCGAGGUUCCCCCAGCUGUGCUACGGGUCGCAGAGUGGAGGCAUACAUAGCUUGUGGUUCAGCCUUCCGGACUGCCGUGUUGCCUUUCUAGGGCUGGGCAAGGUGCAGUACUACUCUACCUCUGGUGACAGUAAAGAUGGUCCUCCAAAAUCAGCAUCAGCUGAGGCUCCAUCGGCAGAAGGGGUCUUGUCUGCUGCUGUGAAAGCCGCCCCAGCUUUAUCAGAACUGGGAAAUAGUUCUGGGUCCAUACCUAAGGGGCUUACUAAAGCUGAGACUAUUCAAGUCAAAGUUCGGGCAGUCCUGAAGAAAAGGGAAUAUGGAGCCAAGUACACUCAGAACAACUUUAUCACUGCAGUCAGAGCCAUGAACGAGUUCUGCCUCAAACCAAGUGAUUUGGAACAGCUUCGGAAGAUCAGAAGACGCAGCCCCCACGACGACACAGAGGCGUUCACUGUCUUUUUGCGGUCAGACGUAGAAGCCAAAGCAAUAGACGUAUGGGGAAGCCACGAAGCUCUAGCCCGAGAGAGAAAUCUCAGGAAAGAGGUGGAGAGAGAGUACCAAGAGAAUAUUUUUCGGAAUCAACAAUUGUUGAAGGAAUACAAACACUUUUGGGGAAACACUAAGCCUCGAUCAGGCAAGAGGACAACAUUUCUACAAGGACCGGGGAAGGUGGUCAUGGUCGCUAUUUGCAUCAAUGGGCUGAAUUUCGUCUUCAAGCUCCUGGCUUGGGUCUACACUGGAUCGGCUAGCAUGUUCUCCGAGGCCAUCCACUCUCUGGCCGACACCUGCAACCAGGCUCUGCUCGCCCUGGGGAUCAGCCAAUCUGUCCGCAACCCUGAUGCUGGGCACCCAUAUGGCUUCUCCAACAUGCGCUACAUUGCGUCCCUCAUCAGUGGGGUUGGCAUUUUUAUGAUGGGAGCAGGCCUCUCCUGGUACCAUGGCAUCAUGGGAUUGCUGCACCCAGAACCCAUGGAAUCUUUGUUAUGGGCUUACUGUAUUUUGGCAGGCUCUCUGGUGUCUGAAGGAGCCACGUUGCUAGUUGCCGUCAAUGAGAUAAAGAAGAGCUCCCGCAAGCACGGAAUUUCUUUUUAUGAAUAUGUAAUGCAGAGUCGAGACCCCAGCACUAAUGUCGUGCUGCUGGAGGAUGCUGCUGCUGUAUUAGGGGUCACCAUGGCUGCUGGUUGCAUGGGGCUCACCUCACUUACAGGUAACCCACUCUUUGACAGUUUGGGUUCUCUUGGCGUGGGCACGUUGCUGGGCACCGUCUCAGCCUUCCUUAUCUACACUAACACAGAGGCCCUGCUGGGGCGCUCCAUACAGCCUGAACGUGUACAGAAGCUGACAGAGUUCCUGGAGAACGACCCUGCUGUAAGGGCCAUCCACGAUGUGAAGGCCACUGAUCUGGGACUGAGUAAAGUGCGCUUCAAGGCUGAGGUUGACUUUGACGGCCGAGUGGUGACACGGUCUUAUCUGGAAAAACAAGACAUUGACCAAAUCCUCAACGACAUUCAGCAGGUGAAGACCCCCGAGGAGCUGGAGAACUUCAUGCUGAAACACGGGGAGAACAUCAUUGACACCCUGGGGGCCGAGGUGGACCGCUUGGAGAAAGAACUCAAGCAACGCAACCCAGAGGUUCGUCACGUAGACUUGGAGAUACUGUAAUACCUCUAAUGUGUCUGUGCUGAGGGAACUUCAUGCUGAAAACAAGAAGAACCAACAAGAGGAAAAGGUGAAAGGAGGGCCAAGCCUGCCUCCGCAAUCUGCCUCCCAUCCUGACCACCGCAAAACAAACCUCCGUCUCUACACAAGUCUUACUAUAGAAUAGUCCUCAACCUUAUACAAGGGCAGUGUUUGGGCAGUGAUUGUACUUUGUUUGUGUUGCUUGAGCUUCAUAUAACUAUACUGAGAAUUCAACCUGCCAGAGAUCUGUGUGUGUGUGUGUGUGUGUGUGUGUGUGUGUGUGUGUGUGUGUGUGUGUGUGUGUGUGUGUGUGUGUGUGUGUGUGUGUGUGUGUGUGUGUGUGUGUGUGUGUGUGUGUGUGUGUGUGUGUGUGUGUUGCAGUACACACACACACAGUUCAGUCUUGUGGUUGUUUGCUUGAAGUCACAUUCCUCCUUGAAUGUGUUAGGAUUGGGUUGAAAUCAUUAACAGGACCAGUAUAAUUUACUAGAGUUGUACUUUAAUGUUAUGCUUGAGCCACAGUGAUAGUGUUUCCUUCAUUAGUACAAAGGAAACAAGAAAACUACAUAUUCAAACAAGACUUAUUCAACUGCUAGACAAUAUUAGAUGUUUUUUUUUUUUUUAUUUUAAUGUAAAAACUGAGGAACUGAAGACGCGGCUGCAGGUUCUCUAUUGAAGACAGAACUUAUAAUGAAUAGAUUUUAUUGCCAUUACAGAAAAUUAUGCAAAUUGAAAGGCGAUGAGGCUUCUCACUUGAUUUGUAUGAUAGAGUUGAAGAGUGAACUGAUACAGAAUACAGUAGCACUUAAUGAACCACUCGAGCCAGUAGCUAUUGGACAUGUUAAUCUCUACACAAGCCAAGAAAUGACAUCAUAGGCAGUGUCAUCCCUCUCUUUCACUUCAUUUCUCUCUUUGCCAGCUCCAAACUUUGAUGUUCUCCAAAUUUGAGGUUUAGUAUCUUGCGUCUUGUGAGUUUGGCAGCUGAUCAACAGAUUGUACUGUUCCAAAGACGAAGAACUGGAUGGUUGCAAAUAUCUUUGCCCCCAUUUUCCACUCAGUGUAAAUAAGUCAGAUGACAAAAUGUACCCAAACAAAUGGAAAAUCAGGUUUCAUUAAGCGUUGAGCUUCACAAACAGUCAACAUAAAAAAUAUUGUUUCAGUCAUUGAGGAUGUCACCCCUGUACAGUAUGUGUACCAAACGAUAUGCUGAAUAAUCUCUAUAAAUAUGCAGUGACUGUGCUUUUACUUUUCAUUCUACAUUUACUGUCACAGUCGCAGCACGGGACACACCUGCCUGUCUAAAAAUCUGUUUCUGCUUCAGGAGGUGGGCCAGAGCCAUUUCAUCUUUGUUGGGGGAGGUGGAUAUAUAUUUUUGAAGGUGUUAAUAGUGUAAUAUUUCCCUUUGGUUAUAAAUAUGUUGCCACUGCUGAAGGAGUUGGAAUAAAUUUGAAAUAAUUUAUUAAAUUAUUUUGCUUUC